Molecule: messenger RNA, 1200 nt
Organism: Dicrocoelium dendriticum
Lineage: Eukaryota; Metazoa; Platyhelminthes; Trematoda; Plagiorchiida; Dicrocoeliidae
Source: the annotation of a GenBank genome assembly
AUGUUGUGUCCCUAUUCCCAGGUCUUUCACAAACUCAUCACCAAUGGCCACCGAUGCUUGCAACCUCUCUUCGAUUGUCUCAUAACGAUCAUUGCUAAUGUUUCUCCUUACCUGAAGACACUGUCCAUGGUGACCGCUAACAAAUUGAUUCAUUUGUUGGAGGCGUUUAGCCAGCCGCGCUUUCUCUACGCUGCUCCGACACAUUAUCAGUUAGUGUUCUUGUUGCUGGAGGUCUUCAACAACAUAAUUCAGUACCAAUUCGACGGCAACAGCAAUUUGGUGUAUACCCUCAUUCGGAACCGCCAGGUUUUCUACCAUUUAGCUAAUUUGCCCACGGAUAAAGUCAGUAUCCAACGUAUUAUCAGUCGCCGUUCCGAGCCCGCUGAUAAAAGCUCUGCUCUGUCAACUCCACAAUCGUCACCAUCACAUGUGUCAGCGACCUCAACUUCCAAGACACGAACCCAUAAUUCGGUCAACACACAACGUUCUACAGACACACCUGUUGCACAGCACUCGGAACGUGAACUGUCCGUGGAUAAUUCUUCUAACAAAUCAGUCCAGUUAUCGAAUUACGAUGAUUCAGUGAACGGCGAUCACAACGACAAAAGUGGCGCCCCACUUGAGUCACAGCCGCACACGUCUGUCGCCCCUCUGGAAGUUGGCGUCAUGACUGAUAAGCAACUAGCCGAUGCAGCGGAUGAAACAUCCAAAAACUUGAAAUCUCUUGACGGAAACAAUCAACCUCUGGAGAACGCCCUCGUAUCUCACUCUUCUCCAUCUCGCUUUGCUCGAUCGCAUUCGGACAGUAGCGCAGAUACGCCUCCAAAGGAUCGUUGGUCGAAAACCGCACACAAGCAUGGAUCGGGUUCGCUUGCACACCUCGGGCUAACUGCCCAUCAGAUAGGCGUCAACGGUGAUUCCGAUCCUCAAGGAAAGCGACCGAGUGUGCAUCAGCAGAUGGAACCCCAAACCCCGGAGCCACGCCCGUGUGCAUCGAGCAUUCAUAUGAAUCCGAAGACAGCUGACUCAAGCACAAGUCAUGUACCCGGUCAAACUCUCAAAUCCUCCGAUUGCUCUAGCGAAUCAUGGUCUCCCAGUUCAGCGUGGGCAUCCGGAUGGAAGGCGAAGAUGCCGUUUCAAACGAUAAUGCGCUUGCUACAGGUAUUGGUACCGCAGGUGGAGAAAAUUUGCAUUGACAAG